AUGGUAUUUGGAGAUGAUUAUAAAGAAGCGAUUUUGAAAGACAUUGACGCUGACCAGCUACCCGUUUACUACGGCGGAUCCUGCACCAGUAAAGACGGUGACAUCAAAUGCAGUCAUGCCGUAAGUGACUUUAUUGCAUUUAAGAUUGGCUAUGGAGGAAUAAUACCGUCAGAAUUGCAUUAUAAAGACAUCUGUCGCCCAGACGAAUCAGAGUUGAAAACGAUGACAGUCAACCGAGGAGAAGACAAGCACAUCGAGCUUAAAGUGACCGAACAACAUUCCAGAAUAGCGUGGUACAUAAAGUGUACCGGUCUUCAAGACAUCGGAUGUGGAAUAUUCCUUAAGGAAGAUGAAUCACAAGUGUCUACAGAAGACAUGGAAAUGGUGACUCCUUACUUCAGGCUUUUGACUCAUUUUGUUCCAGAUCACGGCGAAUUUGAAGUGAAACGGCCAGGAACAUGUAAGUUCACAGUUAUCCUAAUGUCAUAA
Molecule: messenger RNA, 489 nt
Organism: Soboliphyme baturini
Lineage: Eukaryota; Metazoa; Nematoda; Enoplea; Dioctophymatida; Soboliphymatidae
Source: the annotation of a GenBank genome assembly